Molecule: messenger RNA, 2515 nt
Organism: Amborella trichopoda
Lineage: Eukaryota; Viridiplantae; Streptophyta; Magnoliopsida; Amborellales; Amborellaceae
Gene: TH1
Product: thiamine biosynthesis protein
Biological process (GO): thiamine biosynthetic process
Cellular component (GO): chloroplast
Molecular function (GO): hydroxymethylpyrimidine kinase activity; phosphomethylpyrimidine kinase activity; thiamine-phosphate diphosphorylase activity
Source: RefSeq, a predicted model, not a curated record
GUUUGGUCCCGCAUGCUCACGUAAAACCUAGGGUGUCUAGCUUUUUAUUUUUGUGACAUAGUGGGGAGAGAGCCCCUGCUUUUGGUACUAAUUGAGAGUAAGACAUAGCAUUGUAGAUCGUCAAGCGCUAAUCAAUUAAGCUCGAGCUCUUUUUUUAGAGCGUCCAACUUAGUUGUUGGACUAUGCAAAUUGCAGCAUGUCCCUACAAUCUCCAAUAUCCAACACAUGAGUGGGAUGGUGUGGGAUUUAUAUGGGUGCAGCCUGCCCAGAUAGAGGGCCGAUGGACCUAGACCCGACCAAGUUUCGAGGGGGAUAGACCCGAUCUGGGUUUGGGUGUGGGUCCAAAAAUUGAACCCAACAGGUUGAGUCCGGGUUUGAUUUUAGGUCCAGAUCCAAAUUAUGUCUUCGGGUCCUCGAUUAUUUUAGAAAAUAUAUCAAAAUACACCUAAAAUAUUAAUUAUUUAAAUUUUAAUUUAAAAUUACUAUUGUAACUCAUGAUUAAUAUGGUUAAGUAAGUUCUUGAAAUUUUCAUAUUGAGUCACUCGGUAAUGCGCUUGGGUCGUGGUGGUAGCACCCCGCCGUUCAAUCAAAUCGCACGCAGAAUCUCAGUCCAGCUAAAGAGCUCGACUCCUCGAGUUUCGAAAAAACCCGAACAUGAUAAGUCCUCAAUGGAGCUUGAAACCUUCUUAUCAAGUUUCUUACACUAGGAGCCUGCAAAUUCAUGGAGGUCUGAGUAAAUUCAUGGCCAAAGAAGCUCUGAAACCACAGGCCAUAGCUGGAGAUUUCAGUAAAAUCGUCGACAAAGAAGCCAUGAGACCUUCAAACGACGCCAUUAAAUGGUCUGGAAAAGUCCCUCAUGUUUUGACAGUUGCAGGGUCCGAUUCUGGUGCAGGAGCUGGGAUUCAAGCUGAUAUCAAGGCCAGUGGAGCUCUUGGGGUUUACUGUUCUUCAGUGAUAACUGCAGUUACUGCUCAGAACACAGUUGGAGUUCAGGGUAUCCAUCCAGUGCCAGAGGAAUUUGUUGCAGAGCAAUUAAAGUCGGUACUCUCAGACAUGCAGGUUGAUGUGGUGAAGACUGGAAUGCUCCCUUCUACAGGUGUAAUCAAAGUUUUAUGCCAUAAACUUAAGCAGUUCCCCAUUCGCGCUUUAGUGGUUGAUCCUGUCUUGGUGGCAACGAGUGGAGAUGUUCUCUCUGGUCCUUCUACCCUUGAUGCAUUUCGAGAGGAGCUUUUUCCAAUGGCGGAUAUUGUGACUCCCAAUGUGAGAGAGGCUUCAGUUUUACUUGGUGGUUUUGAUAUAAAGACGAUAACUGAUAUGUGUUCUGCAGCAAAAUCACUAUAUAGUCUCGGCCCCCGAAAUGUACUGGUGAAGGGUGGGGACCUCCCAGAAUCAUCUGAUGCUGUUGAUAUAUUUUUUGAUGGAGAGCAUUGCCAUGAGCUGCGUGGUGUUCGUGUCAGGACUCACAAUACCCAUGGAACUGGUUGCACUUUGGCAUCAUGCAUAGCUGCAGAGUUAGCAAAAGGUUCUCCUAUGCUGGGAGCUAUUCAGGCGGCUAAGUGCUUUGUUGAGGAAGCUCUUGAACAGAGUAAGGAUUUAGCCAUUGGGAAUGGUCCACAAGGCCCUUUUGAUCACUUUUUCAAGCUCAGGAAUCACUAUGCUCGUCCAUGUGGGACAAGGUUCAAGCCAAGGGAUCUAUUCUUGUAUGCAGUUACAGAUUCAGGAAUGAAUAAAAAGUGGGGGCGGUCCAUUUCUGAUGCUGUCAAAGCUGCUAUAGAAGGAGGUGCCACCAUCAUUCAGUUGAGGGAAAAGAACAUUGAGACAAAGGUGUUUGUAGAGGCAGCUGAAGCCUCUUUGGAAAUUUGUCGGUCUUAUGGGGUUCCCCUACUUAUAAACGAUCGUGUAGAUGUGGCAUUGGCAUGCGAAACCGAUGGUGUACAUGUGGGUCAAUCAGACAUGCCUGUCAGGACUGUACGCCAACUUCUUGGCCCUAACAAAAUUAUCGGGGUCUCUUGUAAAACCCCCGAACAAGCCCAUCAAGCCUGGUUGGAUGGAGCCAACUACAUAGGGUGUGGAGGUGUGUUCCCUACUAAUACGAAGAAAAAUAAUCCCACUAUUGGUCUGGAUGGCCUGAAAAACAUAUUUCAAAGCUCUCUAUUGCCUGGGGUAGCCAUUGGUGGAAUCGGGGUGGAAAACGCACAUAUGAUCGUGGAAAUGGGGCUCCCUAAUUUAAAGGGUGUCGCUGUUGUGUCUGCCCUCUUUGAUAGGCUGGAUAUAUCAAGUGAGACCCGACGACUACUCGGAGUGUUGGAGACGACAAGAAUCCCAGAGGAGAAGAGGUUGGAGGCUUCUGAGUAAUGUUUUGCUGGUUUAGGUAGUUCAUAGAAGCAUUGCUGUGUUAUUUUGUUCUGGAAUAAAUUGGGAGAUAGAGAGAGAUCUGAUGGGCUCUGCUGGUUAUUUAUAUUGAAUGCAAUGUGUGGGGUACCCAUGCGGCCUUCACUAGUAAUUUUACACCCAA